AGUUUCUAAGGAGACGUCAGUGGAUUUAAUCCUUUAUUACUACUACGCGGUUGGCGCGAGGACUUUUAGGGGGUGUGGGGGGGGUGCGCACAGUGUGCGCGCGAGACAGAGAAUGGGUGGAAGGUAGAAGGCAAGCAUGAGAGAGAAGAGUUGUGAAACAUCGGUAAGAUGUUUGGGAAGGUGGUAUGAUGGAAGGUUCGGGAAAGGAAAGGGAAAAUUGUAAUGGAAGGUCCUUCCCAUGGCUCACUCGCACCGACAACAGGUUUUGGAAACUCGCAGACUGCUUCUCUUCCCCCCAGCAAACUGCCCCGGCUACACAACACCAGAACAAUUACAUGGAAGUCCGUAAGCCAGUGUUGGAGCUGAAAGAUGUCCCUCCCCCUCCACUCCACAAUGCAUCUCAGCAGUCACUUGCUCUUGCCCCCCAGCCUGUGCCGCCUUCCUGCCAGCUUCCUGCUUCAGACCCUCAACUUAACCAGCAGCCCAUUCCUCAGCUGCAGCCUGGUAGCCCUAAAGUAAGCUUGUGUUCUCACUGUGAAUGCAGUCUGCACAUCCAGAAGCAUUCUGGCUUGCUUGAAGCCAGGGCCCACAGUUUUGGUGAUGGGUGUAGCAGUGCUAAUUCUAGCUCUGGUGGUGGCUUUCCUGCACCUUUUUCCUCUGCACAGCUACAGACCCCACAGAGUUUCGGGUUCCGGGUGGCCUCGGUAGCUACGUCGCAGCCCAUGGCAGCUCACACGCACCCUUCCUGCUGCAGGCACCUUCACACUUGUUCCUCUGUCUCAGUGGGGUGUCUGCAGUCAAAACACGUGUCUGGCACUGCACCCAUCCAUGGGCCCUGUGUGGCCUUAUCUGGAUGUUGCCACUGUAGCGAGGAGCGUCGGGCGGAGCAGCACUAUCGUUCACACGGUGACGCACCCUCCUCUACUCACCUCUGCACUAACCCUUUGUACUUCGAGCACAACACGGUCUGUCAGAAGGGAGCACACUACUGCCAUCAGUGUUUAAGAAAGCCCACACAGGGUUUGGGAGCUGCUGAUUCUGAAAAGGUUUGGCCGAACAUCCCCCCUCCUCAGCCCUGCUCUGCUGCUGUAUCUAUGUGUAAUGGCUGUAGAGUUCCUGGAACCUCCAGUGAUGGCAUUCUGCACCCCACCAGCAUAGGCAAAAUCAACCAGAAAUAUGGAUCCAUUGAGGGUGGUGGACAGGAGUCCUUGCCCCCGGUGGGUGUUUUUUGGGACAUAGAGAACUGUGCUGUACCCAGUGGCCGUUCAGCUGCCACAGUGGUCCAGAGGUUGCGUGAGCGUUUCUUCCAGGGACACCGCGAAGCUGAGUUCAUCUGUGUAUGUGACAUCAGCAAGGAGAACAAAGCUGUCAUUCAGGAGCUCAACAACUGCCAGGUCACCGUUGCUCACAUUAAUGCCACAGCCAAAAAUGCUGCUGACGACAAACUCCGACAGAGUCUGAGGCGCUUUGCUGAAACACACACCGCUCCUGCUACAGUCAUUGUAGUUUCUUCCGAUGUGAACUUCGCCAGUGAGCUGAGUGACCUGCGUCAUCGCCAUGGCUUUCAAGUCAUUCUGGUGCACAAGACUCAAGUCUCGCCUGCUCUGCUGCAGCACGCACACCUGCAUGUCCUAUUUGAGGACUUUGUCUCGGAAUUGCCCCCCAGGAUGCUGAUCAAAUCACAGCCCUGUUUCAACCUCCUCUUUGUGCACAACCUCCCCACGCACCGCGAUGCCAAGUCCGUCAGUAGCAGGCUUCAGCGCCUAUCCAAUAACUGUGGUGGGAAAGUGCUGGGCGUGACUGGUGGCACCGCUGUGCUCCGAUUUGCCAGUGCAGAGGCAGCCGAGCGCGCCCGAAAGCGCAUGGAGAACGAGGACGUCUUAGGCAACCGCAUCACUGUCUCAUUUUCCCCUGACGGGCUGCAGGAGGAGGAAGAGGUGGUGGAGCGGUCUCGACCUGCUACCACUUCUUCUUCCUUUUCUAGUGCCCUGUUCCUCCCAGUGGAGAAGCCGCGGUCACCACGUCGCCCCAGGCGGGCAUUACGAGCCUCCCAAAGCGGCAGAGACGCUGGGGUAAAUGUUCCAGAAAGACCCUACAGCCCUAGGAAAGUGGGGCAUGCUUCUUCCUGCAGCCCAGUGCUGAAGUCCCUUUCCCAGGAUGCAAGCAGUAUGGAGUCUAAGCCCAGGGCAGGUUUUCCUCUGGAGAAAGUCCGUGCUGCAUCUGCGUCUCCUCAGAGCAGCGGCCUCACCGCUCAGCUGCAGCCUGCUAAACCAGCCUUCCCCGCAGAGCUCGUUCAACGCAGCCGCAGGAGAGACUCAUGCAGCCUGCGUAGUACCACAGAUUCUCCAACGGAGUCAUUUCAGGUGAGCACUCCAUCAGCUUUCAGCAAACUCAACCUGCACACUUCCUUCAGCCCGCUGAUGUUCUCGCACGGAUCCUGGUCCUCAAGGAGUGCAUCUCCGUGUCUCUCCAACCGCUCGUCCCCGCAGAGCGUUCCCUCUCGUAGCCCAUGUCCUGAUUCCCAGCCUGAGCCCUUCUCAGAUGGUGCAGAUAUACAGGUAGCCAACCUCGACUACAGGAUGUCCAGAAAAGAGCUGCAGCAGAUCCUGCUCGACACCUUCGCCAAGCAUGGCAGGGUGAAAAGUGUUGAGCUCAGCCCUCAUACAGACUACCAGCUCAAAGCUAAGGUACAGAUGGGUUCUCUGCAGCAGGCUAUCGGAGCCGUUAGCAUUCUUCACCGCUACAAGAUUGGCAAUAAGCGCAUUCAUGUGUCCCUCAUCACUGGGGCAAAUAAAUCCCUUACCUGCCUCAGCUCAGAGAUCAUCAGCAUUCUUCAGGAUUCUCCAGCUAAUUGUCUUCCACUUUUCAAAUUCACUGAAAUUUAUGAGAAAAAGUUUGGCCGUAAACUGGUGACGAGCGAUCUCUACAGAUUGCCAGAGGUAGUGGCUGUGCGUGAACAGGGUGGAGGACGCAUGGUGUGUCUUCUCCCAAGCAGCCUAGCCAGACAUAGUCCCUUAGGCUCCUCCCAGUCCCACGAUGGUUCUUCCACCAGCGGCAGUCCUGUUGUGUUUGAGGAGCUUGAGUACCAUGAACCAGUCUGCAAACGUCACUACACGCAGCAAGAUUUCAGUGAGGCAGAUUAUGACCCUGACACAUACAAGAUCCCGUUUGUUGUGGUGUCUCUGAAAGCCUUGUCUGCUCACGUGCACAGUCUGCUGCAGUCACACGAGGGUACCAUCCCCUUGCUCAGCUUUCCAGAAUGUUAUGCAUCAGAGUUCAGCCCGUUGACAGUGGCUGAAGAAGGGAAGCUGGAGGGUAGUGUUCCCCUGGAACACCUCAUUACCUGUAUACCAGGCAUCACCAUUGUAACCGCACAGAAUGGGUUCAAGGUCAUCAAAUGGAUCCACAACAAACCCCCACCACCUAAUGCAGACCCCUGGCUACAGCGCUGUAAGAGCCCAGUUGGAAAUCCCCAGCUGAUCCAGUUCAGUCGAGAAAUCAUUGACCUGAUGAAAAACCAGCCCUGUUGCCUGAUGCCCAUCACUAAAUUCAUCCCAGCCUACCAUCAUCACUUUGCCAAACAGUGCAGAGUCUCUGAUUAUGGCUACUCCAAACUUCUAGAGCUGCUAGAGGCUGUACCGCACGUACUGCAGAUCCUUGGCUUGGGCUCUAAGCGGUUGCUGACCCUCACACACAGAGCACAGGUGAAGCGUUUCACUCAAGACCUGCUCAAACUACUCAAGUUUCAGGCGAGCAAGCAGGUCAUCAUCAGAGACUUCAUGCAGGCCUACCACUGGUGUUUCUCCAGAGACUGGCGAGUGAUUGAUUACGGAAUGUGUGACUUGAUGGAUCUGCUGACUGAGAUUCCUGACACGACCAUCACCAUUACACAGCAGGAUUCUGACACGGUCAUAUCCGUACCUAAGAGAGAGCGGACUACAGAGGAGAUGGAACGCACCAGGCAGUUUGGGAAGGAGGUGGUGGAUCUGCUCCGUCACCAACCGCACUUCCGCAUGCCUUUCAGCAAGUUCAUUCCCACUUAUCACCACCAUUUUGGCCGCCAGUGCAAACUCACCUAUUAUGGGUUCUCUAAGCUCAUGGAGCUGUUUGAAGCCAUUCCUGAUGUCCUUCAGGUGCUAGAAUGUGGUGAGGAGAAGGUACUGGUUCUGACUGAGGUGGAGCGAGUAAAGGCUCUGGCAGCUCAGCUAGUGAAGCUCUUGCGUGCUCAGAGAGACUGCACAUUACCUGUUAGCCAGCUGCUGGCUGAGUACAGCAAGACCUUCGGUUAUGGCCUCCGCCUGCAGGAUUACGAUGUCGGUACACUGCCUGCCCUUCUGUCCAAACUCUGCCAUGUGGUCAAGGUAGUGGUUGGAGCUGAAGAAAAAGAGGUCCAGCUUAUCAACAGAAAAUCGCUACGUGCGCUCACGUCCCAGCUGCUGGUGGUAAUGAUGUCACUUCCUGAUGAGCACAACUGGCUGGGAGUGGAGGCGCUGCAGAAGCAGUACGAGUCGAUGUAUGAUCAGCAACUCAACCCCUGUGAAUACGGCUUCGUCUCACUAACUGAGCUGCUCAAAAGUCUGCCUUACCUAGUGGAGUUGUUUGAGGGUGAUGAGGGCGAUGAGUCCAGAGAUCGCAUAAAAUUAACUCGGCUGUACCAGUUUGCUCGGAAAGUUCGAGCCCUCCUGCACACCUACCACUACAACCAAAUCUUCCUGUCUGAGUUUUGGGGUGCCUUCAGCAAGUACACAGGCCAUGAGUUCCAGCCUCGUGACUAUGGAUACAGCACUCUGGAUGAGCUCCUUGCUGCCAUACCACAAGUAGUGUGGAUCAAAGGCCAUGGACACAAGAAGAUUAUAGUCCUAAAGAAUGAUAUGAAAGCCCGUGGCAGCCCUGCCAGCACAGAGAGCCCUCAGCCUGAGGAGGCCCGAGAGAGCCAGAGCCCUGCCAGCACGCACAGCCCAGCAUCAGGUGGCAGUACUGGUGAGGCAGAGCUGCUGUGCCUGAGCUCCGGUUCUCCGGUGGAUCUCUUGUGUGGGCCAGUUCCCUCCUGCCUGCCUUCCCCUCAGUUACAUCCUGACCCGGUUCUGCUCCAAAACAACGACCUUAUCCGAUUUGAGGAGCAGUCCUCAGGAGGCACCAGAGAGGAUCCGCCCGUCCAUGACCGCCAGCCUCAAGCAGCUCUGAUGCCCACCGAGUGCUGCACAGCUUCAAAUGAAGUAGUCGAAACUGAGGAAACCUCAGUCUGUAGUGUAGGUGAACUGGUUCCAACCAAUAGUGUUGAAAGAAACACAGAAUGCCCGAGUGGGAAUACUAAAUCUGAUGAUGCACCAGGCUCGCUCAUUAGCAAGCCCUCCCAAACCCCCAACCUCAAACCCUUGGCCACAGAAAGCCCCAGCAAAAGAACCUUCCGGAAUAAAAUAAAACUUGCAGCUAAUUUUUCUUUCUCUCCAAACCCCUCAAUUUAAAGCUAAUCAGAUUACGCUCACAGUAAUUUAUUUUAUUUUUUGCCCGCUCUGUUGUUCUUUACAGUAAGCCAGUGAAACAAAUCUGUGUAACUCUGCAGAGCUGUGGCCGUGAAGGAUUUGGUCAAACCAGCAACUACUUCUGCUUCUGUCUCUUAAAAUGUUCAACGCACUUGCUCAUCAGUUGUUGGCUAUAUUUCCAGCCUUUGUUUACUUUGAGAUCCCAUUUUCCGUGUUGGUUUAAAUCCUGAGAUUUAUGUUCUGCUGAAAAUCACGUCCAUUUGAUUAUGUUUAAGGAAACAUGAGUUUAUAUGAAAGAAAAACGUACCUCCGAGUCAGCUGUAACUAAGGCAGCUUCCGUCCUUUCAGAUUAUCAUUUCCUCUCUUUGUGUGCUGUUUUGGGAAUCAUGGUUUUCAUCACAUGAAAUUAGUAGUCGCAUUUGAAGUCCUCCGACCGACCCUGCUCUUAUAUUCUAACAAAAACGAUGGAGACGUCCUCUCCUGUUUAUACACCGCAUGAUUUUAAAUGAUAUUAAGUUAAUGAAGGAAGGCAUCGAUUAUAAUAAGCUUAUUAAUCUUUAACCCAACAUAAUGCCAAUUCCUUUGCGUUUGUAGGAGUUCCGUAAUUUUUCUGUAUGCUUUGGAACCUCUUUAGAGUUUAACAUCUAAAGUUUUUUGUAGAUUUCUGGUCCAUGCUUUAGUGCACGUGUUUAAUAGCCUGAGUUUUAAUGGCAUUUUGUUCAACAUCUCAACAGUGCAUUUGGUUUCACUUUGAUGGAGAUUAGAAGAUGAGCAGGUGUCAGUCUGGAUGUUUCACGCCUGGUACAGGACACGUAUGCAGGAUAAAGUCGAGGUUGUGUUACGGAGCUCUUCGCUAGCUUGAAUCGCGCCAUUCGACAGCUGAUGUCGACGACGAAAGUUGAGUUGGCGCGUGUAAAACUCCGCAUUUCUUCUGCUGGAGUUCAAGCAAAAAGCUCCAUUUCAGUUUUAGCCAUGUAUGCAGCUCAGGCUUUAUUUCGAAUGUUUGGGGGGUAUUUUUUGUACGUGUGGAAUUUUAUAUGCACAUAGUGCAUAGAUAAUUUCCUGUGUGAUGUGAUGUAGAAGCCGUAGAGUUUUAAUUUGUUUGCUUCCUGCAUUUUCACGGCGGUUCAUUGUGGCAAGAGCCAAGGUUGUUUUUUUUAACCUUGAUCAGUUUCUUUAGAUCUGUUGACAGUCUUUGCUUAUUGUUGAUGCAAGACUUCAGCACAGGUAAUUUCUAGAUGGGUUUUAAGGCACUGGAGUCGAGGAUGGGAACUGCUCAGAGAAACACCGUGGUAUCAGGGGGACACACACAGGCCCUCUGAUUUUCUUUUUUUUCUUUUUUCUUCUGUGGACAGAGCCAGGCUUUUUACAAUGGCUUGUAUCAGCCUUGGCGCCAUGGGAUAUGAAGCUAGAGAGAGCACUGCUAGAGCGUUUCAUCCUGCACUCCCUUAGCAUGUUGUUGUUUGUAGAUUUCUUUUCUGUUGUCUUUAGUGGGCUUCUUGGGACCGAAGACUUAUCCUGCAUCUGUUUGUGCAGUCUGGGUUAUCCCAGGACUAAAAAAAUAAAACAAAAAACACUAGACUGAUCAUCUGACAAGCUGAGCCAUUAGGCUCUGUAUUCACGCAGAGAGAACCACGUUUUGGGAGCGUCUCCCUGUAAAACGGCUUCCUGUUUUUAUUGUGAAAGUAUGCGAUUCAUUAAAGAAAAUGUGAUCAUCUCUGGGCUCUGGCCUUUAAACCUGAUAGUCAUCAGAAUGGCUGCUGUUUUAGUUCAAAGAGGUCUUGUUAGUUUAAUGCAGUCUAGUUUAAUCUUAGUCAAGUUUACAGCUCAUGUUCCUGAUUUCCUGACUUGCCACUACAGAGUGGCUGCAUUAUGUCCCAACUGAAUUACUUUCAUCCCAGAUAAAAGGAGCUGUUUUUCAAGAUUAUCAAAGGCCUGAUAUUUAUUUCAUGGAGGGUCGAGUCCCACUGGCUGUAAUGAUUCCUAAUUUUGCUGCUACACUUUCAGUUUGCUGUUUUGGGGAGAUAAUCUGGUUACAGCUAACUCGGAGGACAAAUCUGGAGCAUCUCGUUUGUUGCACCACAAUGACAAGCUGAUCUUGUUUGCCUAUGCAUGUUUGCAUAGUUUUGAUUUCAUUAAAUGUCAUUCUGCUGGGGGUGGGUGUAAUGUUAAUGAAGUUAAAUGUACAUGAGUGUUUAGUUGAGCAGCAGCACUUUUCCAGCAUGGAGCGUUUUGGUUUACAUGUUUAGGGGUCAGUUGUGCGAUUCUACAAAUUGACCUGAAGCAAGUGCAGUUAGAACUAGAACAAGUUCGACAUGCUGGAUUUAUCCUGAUUCCAUCCUAAUAUAUUUAGCCAGAAUUGAUUAAAUGUUCAUUAGAAAAUUCGAAAGUAAUAUUACACUAAUUUGGGAAAUGCUCUCGGGUGAACUGAUUAAAGAUGACUGUACAGUUAGUCUCUCAUCAGAAGCAGAAUGUUGUCACGUUAUAACCCAAAAUUCUGUGUUGUGCCUCCUUUUGGUUCUUGCUGAUGUAUUUGAGUUGCAUGUUCUUUACAGUAUUGUGCCUUCUGCCUCUGUUCACUCGGUCACUCUCACCCCCAUUCAUUAAGCCAUUAUAACAUUUCACUUUUCUGUGAAGCGUCCGAAAUUUUUUUCAGUUAAUAAAUUUCACAAGCAUCA
This is a messenger RNA of Hemibagrus wyckioides, 8161 nucleotides long. Its product is annotated as meiosis regulator and mRNA stability factor 1. The coding region runs from base 186 to 5465 and encodes 1759 amino acids. The record is from RefSeq and is a predicted model, not a curated record. The transcript is spliced from 26 exons. NCBI's taxonomy places the organism in Eukaryota, Metazoa, Chordata, Actinopteri, Siluriformes, Bagridae. Gene Ontology annotation, cellular component: cytoplasm; peroxisome. Gene Ontology annotation, biological process: post-transcriptional gene silencing. Gene Ontology annotation, molecular function: mRNA base-pairing post-transcriptional repressor activity; CCR4-NOT complex binding; RNA nuclease activity.